Messenger RNA from Cynara cardunculus var. scolymus (artichoke), 1058 nucleotides. Its product is annotated as fasciclin-like arabinogalactan protein 21. Lineage: Eukaryota; Viridiplantae; Streptophyta; Magnoliopsida; Asterales; Asteraceae. The coding region runs from base 1 to 1041 and encodes 346 amino acids. The record is from RefSeq and is a predicted model, not a curated record. The transcript has a single exon.
AUGGGUAAGGGAGUGUUCUUCACCUCCGCCUCCAUGGUUCUCGCCGUCAUAAUCACCGCCACCCUCCGCUCCCACCACCACCACCACUACGUCAGCCACCCCAAUAACUCAUCAUCAUUCACAGACCUCGCAUCCAACGCCUCCCAAUUGCUCCGAUCAAAUGGGUUCAACUUCAUAGCCACCUUCCUCCACAUCACGCCGGAGCUCUUCCUCUCAACACCACAAUCCACCGUCUUCGCCAUCCCUGAUGCCGCCAUCACCAACCUCUCCAUCCCGCCUUACAUGACCAAACAACUCCUUGCGUACCACAUUUCUCCUUCCAAAUUAACCAUUCAAGAUUUGUUCAAGAAACCCACAAAAACCUGCUUACCCACCUUGAUUUCACAGCAGAGAAUUAUGAUCACGAAGAACGAUUACAAGAAUCGUGUUCUUGAAAUCAAUAACAUGUUGAUUACUCACCCGGAUCUGUUUCUUCAAGGAACCGUCGCGAUUCAUGGUGUCGCGGGUUCUUUUGCUUCGUUCGAUCAUCAUCAAGAAAACAUCAAGUUACCAGUUUGUGAAUCCGAUCACAGUGGUGGUCCUAGUUCUACCGGCAGUCUCAUCAAGAACAAAGAUGAAUGGGGAAAAGUGGUCAAAUUUCUCAGUUCAUCCGGGUUCAUGCCAUUCGCAAUCGGAUUGAACUCGGUCACAGACGGGAUUCUUAAAGAUUUUCCAGAUUUGAAGUCGGUGACGAUUUUCACGCCUCCAAAUAUCGCGUUAAUGGCCAUGCCUUCACCAUUGCUGGAUAAAUUCAUGAGGUUUCAUAUAGUUCCACAGAGACAUUCUUUCCGACAGUUAGCUGGAUUUCCAGCAGGUUCAUCGCUAGGAACGCUGGUUAAAGGUAAACAUGUUGACAUUACGGAAACAUCAAAACUUUCCCAAAUCGUUUCUAUCAACGGAGUGGCGAUUACUGCACCGGAUGUGUUUGUAUCGAAGAAUUUCAUUGUACACGGAAUUGCUCGCCCUUUGAGUAUGGACGAGCUUUCUAGCAUGUCUAGAUAAAAACGUUGUAUUCUUUA